AUGCGCAGUGAGAUUGUCUUGGACUUUGCCUCGGCCGAGGCUGCCACGUAUGCGUACGAGACCCUCAAUGUCGACGACGAGAUUUCGCCCGAGAAGAUCACCAAGCAGCUCUCGACCAAGGGCCACCAGCUCAUUGCGUACGUCGCUAUCCGCAUGCUCCGCGCCGCUGCCUCGUCGUUCUACGACAUGGCGCUCGUGACCUCGCGCGUGCUUUUGGAGUUUGACGAUUUGGGGUUUGACGAAUAG
Saprolegnia parasitica CBS 223.65 is the source of this 246-nucleotide messenger RNA. RefSeq lists its product as hypothetical. The record is from RefSeq and is a predicted model, not a curated record. The transcript has 2 exons. The coding region runs from base 1 to 246 and encodes 81 amino acids. Lineage: Eukaryota; Oomycota; Saprolegniomycetes; Saprolegniales; Saprolegniaceae.